AUGUUACAUUCUUUGAACUCCAAUUUGGGAAAUAAUCCUGAAAUCAGCGUGCUCGAACGACAGCGUUUGCGCCUCAAAUGGCAGCAAGAACAGCAACAGCUCACGUUUUUUAACGAGAGUGUGCUCUUGGACGGCGUUUUCUCCGACUUCAACGGCGACAAUGGCCUCGGCGAGCUGCUUAUGGGAGGUGCGAUGAAACCCGACCCGGAAGCGGAAACCGGGUGGGAUUGCGGUAACGGGUCCGGGUUAGGCUGCUCCCUACCCAGAACUGUCAGCUGCCCGCCGGAUAUGGCGGCGCCGCUUCCGGUUACUGCGGCCCAGGAGUCGGCCCUCAGCUCAGCCGCCGCCGCUGCCGCCGCAAGGGAGAACUCCAAGAAGCGAAAGGCCGACAAAAAUCAAAACCCUAAGGUUAUUGGGACAGAAAGAUCAUCAUCGGAGGAUAAAAGAACGAAAGUGUGUAAUAAAGAAGAGAUUUCUAAAAUCACAGAGCAAAAUUGCAGCAGCAAAAGCACAACCACAACUGUUACAAACAGCAAGAACUCAAAAGUGCCCUCUGCAAAUGCAAAGGAGAAUUCGAAAACAUCCGAAAACCCGAAGCCCGAUUACAUCCACGUCCGGGCCCGUCGAGGUCAGGCCACCGAUAGCCAUAGCUUGGCCGAAAGAGUAAGAAGGGAGAAAAUAAGUGAAAGAAUGAAAUUCUUGCAAGAUUUGGUCCCUGGAUGCAAUAAAAUAACUGGAAAAGCUGGAAUGCUAGAUGAGAUAAUCAACUAUGUUCAAUCUCUACAAAGACAAGUGGAGUUCUUGUCAAUGAAGCUGGCUGCAGUAAAUCCGAAACUCGAUUUUGACAUUGAUAGCUAUAUAGUUAACCAUAAUUUAUGCCCACAAAUGUAUCAGCCUUGUACUUCCGGCAUGCCUUCAGUCGGGAAUUCAUCAGACGUGCUAAAUCCGGCUAUGGUUCAGUUUGACAAUUUAGGACAAAAUGCUAUGGAUUCUACUCUCAGGAGGACUAUAAGUGCUCCUGUUUCAAUCCCUCAGACAUUUCUUGAUUCACAAUCCAGUUUAAAUCAAAUUCAGCAGCUAACAUGGGAGAAUGAACUGCAAAAUCUCUACAGCAUGGAGUACCAAAACGAACAAGCAACGCAGUUUAUGUCCGAGGCUCAGCCGUUUACAGGUGUACUGGAGGCAGGCCAUGUGAAGCUGGAGAUGUGA
Molecule: messenger RNA, 1209 nt
Organism: Striga hermonthica
Lineage: Eukaryota; Viridiplantae; Streptophyta; Magnoliopsida; Lamiales; Orobanchaceae
Source: the annotation of a GenBank genome assembly